Mugil cephalus (flathead mullet) is the source of this 1048-nucleotide messenger RNA. RefSeq names its product haloacid dehalogenase-like hydrolase domain containing 2 (gene hdhd2). The transcript has 9 exons. NCBI's taxonomy places the organism in Eukaryota, Metazoa, Chordata, Actinopteri, Mugiliformes, Mugilidae. The record is from RefSeq and is a predicted model, not a curated record. The coding region runs from base 83 to 862 and encodes 259 amino acids. Gene Ontology annotation, molecular function: phosphatase activity. Gene Ontology annotation, biological process: dephosphorylation.
CACCAACACAUUUUAACCGUCGAAGAAGAAGAAAACGUCAACAGGAAGUAGGAGAUAGCUGCAGCUGUCUAAGGCCUCCAACAUGGCAGGCAGACGGGCUCUGAAGGCUGUGCUCAUUGACCUGAGUGGAACUCUACAUAUAGAAGACACAGCAGUACCUGGGGCGCAGGAAGCCCUAAACAGGUUACGGCAGGCUUCUGUAGCUGUGAAGUUUGUGACCAACACAACCAAGGAGAGUAAGAGGAACUUACUGGAACGACUGCAACGCCUCAACUUUGACCUCCAGGAAAAAGAGAUCUUCACCUCUCUGAGUGCUGCAAGGAGUUUGUUAGAGCAGAAAAAACACAGACCUCUGCUGCUGGUGGAGGACAGCGCACUGGAAGACUUUGCUGGUAUUGACACGUCAGAGCCAAAUGCUGUCGUCAUUGGACUCGCUCCUGAUCACUUUAACUACCAAACACUCAACAGGGCUUUCAGAAUGAUUCUGGACGGAGCUCCUCUCAUAGCUAUCCAUAAGGCUCGGUAUUACAAACGGAAGGAUGGUUUGGCCCUCGGGCCCGGGUCUUUUGUGACGGGACUGGAGUACGCCACGGACUCUAAAGCUACAGUAGUAGGAAAGCCUGAAAAGACAUUUUUUACACAGGCUCUGUCUGAUAUAGGAUGUAGCCCUAGUGAAGCUGUCAUGAUAGGAGAUGAUGCCAGAGAUGAUGUAGGCGGUGCCCAGAAUGCAGGAAUGUUGGGUAUUCUGGUCAAAACUGGUAAAUACAGAGAAGGAGAUGAGAAUAAAAUCAACCCCCCGCCUCACUUGACAUGUGACAGUUUCCCAGAUGCCAUUGAACACAUUCUGCAAAAUCUGUUAUAAGCUAUAUAAAGAGCUAGUUUCAUUUGCUCAAUGAAUAUUCAGUUUGCACAAAGUAAACAGUUCUCACACGGAAAAGGGAGCCACAAUAUGUGUCAGUGAAACUAACCAUGUUCAAGGAAAGCUGUAAUGCUGUACUGUCUCGAAUUCAUGUUGAGAUAAGUUCAUACACGUGAUGAAUGUUUUCCA